Molecule: messenger RNA, 682 nt
Organism: Lolium perenne
Lineage: Eukaryota; Viridiplantae; Streptophyta; Magnoliopsida; Poales; Poaceae
Source: RefSeq, a predicted model, not a curated record
AACAGGCCCAAGCAGCCAAGCUCCCUCUAUAUAAAGAGCAGAGAGUAGGCAAGCGAAGACCCAACAUCUAAUCAUUGAUACACACUAGCAGAGAGUUCGCCAGCCAGCCAACUUAUUCAGCCGAUCUCUCGCUCGCUCGCCGCCGGAAGCCAUGGAGGACGCCCUCAUGAUCUCGCCGGAGCUCAGGGACGUGCUGGCCAAGGUGGCCGCGUUCCUGCUCGUCCAGGGGCUGGUCUACCUCAUCCUCACCAACUCCUCCGACGUCUUCUCCAAGAACAAGAUCCUCAGGUCCCUCAGCUUCAGGACCAUGCGCUCCAUGAGCGUGCGCCGCCUCCUCGCGCCGCUCUCCGACGUACCCGUCGGCACCGACGACCUGGGCUCCGAGCCGCCUUCGCCGUCGUAUUUUUCGAGGUCGUGGUCGUCGCGCCGCGGGGGUAUGCGCGAGGACUAGGAUAGGACGUCCCUGGAGCGGGUGCUAAAGUUAGUUCUGACGGAUGAGUAGUUCUGGACAGUCAUGGGAUUGCUAUUUGGGGUUUGAGAUUUCAGAAUGAUAUCUGAACUCUCGCGUAAAUUAGAGUAGGUUGGUCUUGUAAAUAUGUUCAUUGAGUAUUUGAGCUGAAUUGAUUAUUUGAACCAAUACAAAUUGUCUGCUUUAGCGAUUGUGGAUUGGUUAGUUCUUCAA